Messenger RNA from Alternaria arborescens, 1596 nucleotides. RefSeq names its product Cytochrome P450 monooxygenase. The transcript has 3 exons. Lineage: Eukaryota; Fungi; Ascomycota; Dothideomycetes; Pleosporales; Pleosporaceae. Gene Ontology annotation, molecular function: heme binding; oxidoreductase activity, acting on paired donors, with incorporation or reduction of molecular oxygen; monooxygenase activity. The coding region runs from base 1 to 1596 and encodes 531 amino acids. The record is from RefSeq and is a predicted model, not a curated record.
AUGGCUACUCUAGCUGCCUUAGUCGUUACCUCCGUAGUAGUUAGCCUAUACUAUCUCCUCAAGAUAGGUCGCCGAGAAGCAGGACUACCACCUGGCCCACCGACCCUUCCUCUCCUCGGUAACCUGCUGUCUAUACCGACAAAGAACGCACACUUCCAAUUCACGGCUUGGGGAAAACAAUAUGGCGGCAUCUAUAGCCUUAAACUCUUCCACACCACAGCCAUCGUGCUCAGCGACCGCCGAUUAGUCCGCGAGCUCAUUGACAAGCGCGGCGCAACAUACAACAGCAGACCACCUUUCUUCUUUGCCGAGCACUAUAUUGCCAGGGAUCCAGCGAAUAUUCCCUUGGUCGUGUUCAUGCCCUCGGGAGAUAAAUGGCGGCUUUGCAGAAAGUUAUAUGCACAUUGUUUCAACGAAGCGAAAGUUGAGAGGGAGUACGUUGACAUUGUAGAAGCUGAAAGUAGACAGAUGGUACAUGACUUCUGGCACGAACCAGGAGGUUUUAUGAUGCAUACUUUGCGAUUCAGUAAUAGUAUCAUUAAGAGUUUGGUUUAUGGGACAAGGACUAGACAUGCAGACGAACUUCAAGAGUAUACAGUCAUGUUCGAGAAGUAUGUCGAAUUGCUUGAGGUUGGUGCAAUACCGCCGGUAGACUUAUUACCUUGGUUGGUAUACGUACCCCAGUGGAUGUGGUGGGGACGGUGGAAGAAUUGGAAGAAUAAAGGAGAUGAGAGUGGACAGACUGUUAAUGCUGUCUUCACGAAGAUGGCAGAGCCAGUGUUGGAGAGGAGAAGUCGUGGGGUACGUGCAGGUUCUGUGUAUGACUACCUGCUGGAUGAGGGAGAGAAGGGUAUCAAUCUGACGAGAAGAGAUCUGGACACCCUUGCGGGCUCAUUGAUCGAUGCUGGGAGUGAUACGACGGCAUCUGCUAUACGGGUUUUCAUACAAGCUAUGAUCAAGUAUCCAGGUGUUCAAGAACGAGCUCAUAGGCAUGUUGAUGAAGUGGUAGGAAGCAAAAGAUCACCGAUGUGGAGCGAUGUCGUGAAGCUACCGUAUGUCGUUCAAAUCAUCAAGGAGGUGAUGCGAUGGAGGCCAGUAGCGAGUAUCAUGCCGCAUCACAGUACCGCUGAUGACACCAUCGACGGCUACUUCAUACCUAAGAACACGACUGUCCUCAUAAAUGUCUGGGACCUGAAUCACUCACCAGCCGACGUCAAUACUUGCGAGUCCCCAAUGUCAGACUUCGAUCCUGAUCGAUACGCAACUCGUAUUCACGCCUCAUCUCACUACGCAGCAUCUCCCGAUAUCGCUUCGCGGGACCACUAUACUUACGGUGCUGGACGACGUAUCUGUCCUGGUAUGCAUCUCGCCGAGCGCAGUCUCUUCAUUGCUAUUGCGAAGUUGCUUUGGGCUUUUGAAUUCAAAGAGAAGCCUGGAAGGCCUGUAGAUAUUGACCCCGAAACAGGAUUCAUGGAUGGUAUUGUGAGGACGCCAAAGAACUUCGAAUGUGAGAUUCGAGUUCGGCAGGAGCGACAAGAAAUCCUUGAGAAUGAAUUUGCGGAGGUGAGGAAUUUGUUGGGGAAAUACGAGGUCUAA